Messenger RNA from Racocetra persica, 200 nucleotides. NCBI's taxonomy places the organism in Eukaryota, Fungi, Glomeromycota, Glomeromycetes, Diversisporales, Gigasporaceae. The record is from the annotation of a GenBank genome assembly.
AAGAACUAGAAAUAAUUGUACAAGUAGAAAUUAUUACAAGAGAACUAUUUAUAACCAAUCUUAGAAAUCUUACACAAGAAAGAAACAUUCAAGAAUAUAAGAAUAUUCUUAAUAAUAUUCUUAAUGAAGCAAGAAACUUAACCACAGAAGAACAUAACAACACUACUCAACCAAGAACAGUCUUUGACUGGCUACCUUGA